GGUAGACGGCAACUCGCUCGUAGUCAGUAUUUGCGCAACAUUCAACGGAUACACAUCUAUGCCGGGACUUUCUGCUGUUAUCCCUCACAAGUGUGGUACAGCAUAUCGAACAGCUCAUCUGGCGAACUAUGAGCCUGCCAAGGAGCUCCAGCCUCCACAGAUAGGAUCCGCAGGCUGCCGCGCUCGCUCUAACUCUGCUGAAAAUGAGGACUUACCUGGCACUCUGGCUCUGGGCCCUGGCGUCUCUGAGCGUGGACGCCACAGUCUUCUUCCACAGCUCCGGCGUGAUGACAGGAAGGGAAAUGGACCGACACAAAUCAAAACACGAAGUGCCUCUCCGGCGAUCUAAACGAGGCUGGAUGUGGAAUCAGUUCUUUCUACAGGAGGAGUACACGGGAUCAGAGAGCCUGUAUAUUGGCAAGCUCCACUCCGACAUGGACAAGGAUGACGGCAAUGUGAGAUACGUGCUCAGCGGGGAAGGCGCAGGUACCAUUUUCGUCAUCAAAGAGGACUCGGGGGACCUACAUGUGACGCGCAGCUUGGACCGGGAGUCCAAGGCCAGCUACAUGCUGAAAGCCCAGGCGGUGAACAGGCACACGGGCUACCCGCUGGAGCCGGAGACGGAAUUCAUCGUGAAAGUCCACGACAUCAACGACAACGAGCCAAAGUUCCCCAAGGAGGUCUACACCGCCACCAUUCCUGAGAGGUCAAAUGCUGGCACAUCAGUGACCCAGGUUAUUGCAGAAGAUGCAGACGACGCGAUGUUUGGAAUGGCGGCAAAGCUUGUAUACAGCAUCAGCAAAGGUCACCCGUAUUUCUCCGUCGAUCAAGCCACAGGCAUCAUCAGGACGGUCCUUGGGCCGUCCGACAUGGACCGCGAGUCGCGGGAGCACUACCAAGUGGUGAUCGAGGCCAAGGACAUGGGUGGCGCCAGAGGCGGACUCGUGGGAAGCACCAUUGUGAACAUCACACUCACUGACGUGAAUGACAACCCUCCGCAGUUCAUCAGAAGUACCUACUCAUUUAGUACCCCAGAGUCCACCAAAAUUGGCACUCCUAUUGGAAGGAUAAAGGCUGUGGAUGCUGACAUUGGCGUGAAUGCCGAAAUGAACUACAGCAUCAUCGGAGGGGAUGGACAGGAUGCGUUUGACAUCACAACUGACAGGUUCACACAGGAAGGGCUGCUCACUGUGAAAAAGCCCCUGGAUUAUGAGAGGAAGAAAUCCUAUGACCUGAAGAUCCAGGUGCAAAACCCCCGUCCUAUGGUGGACCUACACAUGCUGGCUGUCAGCACAGCCAUGGUACACGUCACUGUGGAGGACGUAGACGAACCGCCGGUGUUUGGGCGCUUCACCUACGUCUUUGAGAUGAAGGAGAACGCUGCCGUGGGGUCUGCCGCAGGCUCCGUCAGCGCCACGGACCCUGACAUCCAACGCAGCCCUGUCAGGUAUUCCAUUAAUCGGCACACUGAUCCAGACCAGAUUUUUAACGUGCACCCAGGAAAUGGGUCCAUUUACCUCCAAAAGUCCCUCGACCGGGAGGAGUCGGCCUGGCACAACAUCUCUGUUGUGGCCACUGAAUUCAAAAAUCGGGAACAGGAGCAGAAAAGUCAUGUUCCAGUGUUCAUCCGUGUCUUGGAUGUCAACGACAACGCCCCCACCUUGGCCACAUUCUACGAGACAUUUGUCUGUGAAAAUGCAAAGUCUGGCCAGAAAAUUCAGACCAUCACGGCGGUGGAUGCGGAUGAGCCCGGCGGCGGUCACCGCUUCUUCUUCACCCUGGCUCCGGAGAGUUUGGUGAGAGCCAACUUCACCCUGAAAGACAACCAAGAUAACACCGCUUCGAUCUUCACCCGGCGCACCGGCUACCGGCGGUUGCAGCAGAGCUCGUUCCAGCUCGCCGUGAUCAUCUCGGACGGCGACUACCCCAUGCAGAGCAGCACGGGCACGCUGACGGUGCGGGUGUGCGCGUGUGACCGCGAGGGCAAGAUGGAGAUGUGCUACGCGGAGGCCCUGUCUGGCACCACGGGGCUCAGCACCGGCGCCCUGGUGGCCAUCCUGCUGUGUGUCAUCAUCCUGCUCUUGAUCGUGGUCCUCUUCGCUGCCCUGAAGCGACAGAAGAAGAAGGAGCCUCUGAUCAUCUCCAAAGAGGACGUGCGCGACAACGUGGUGAGCUACAACGACGAGGGCGGCGGCGAGGAGGACACUCAGGCCUUCGACAUCGGCGCCCUUCGCCACCCGGAGGUCAUGGAGGUCAUGGAGGAGAGCGCCAAGCAGCGGCGGGACAUCAUGCCCUCGGAGACCCUCUAUCCGCCGCCGCCGCUGCUCAGGCGGACCAUGGCAGGGGCGACGGCGGCGGCGGGCGGCGGCGUGCCGACGUCGCGGGACAACACGGACGUGCGGGACUUCAUCAACCAGCGGGUACUGGACAACGACCUGAACCCCACGGCGCCGCCGUACGACUCGCUGGCCACCUACGCCUACGAGGGCAACAGCUCGGUGGCCGAGUCGCUCAGCUCGCUGGGCUCGGCGUCCUCCGACGGGGGCUGCGAGCAGGACUACAACUACCUCAGCGAGUGGGGGCCGCGCUUCCGCAAGCUCGCCGACAUGUACGGCGGGGAGGACAGCGACAGGGACUCCUGAGGAGCCCCCCCCACCCUAGGGCCACGCCACACGCAGCAGCAGUUCCUGAGAUGGAAAGAAGGAGGAAAUGGAUGAAGGAAUGAAAAACAAACAAAAAUCAGAGGAACGCAAACAAAAAAAGUGUUUUUUUUUUGUGAAGAAAGUGGAAUAUGCAGCCCGAGGUUUAUUUGUUGUCGUUGUUGUUUUUUUUUUCUUUAAAACAGAAGUGCCCUUUCUAAUCUCCCUCUUUAUAUGUGACUCAUGCCGGUGUGCUCUCUCUCUCUCUCUCUCUCUCUCUCUCUCUCUCUCUCUCUCUCUCUCUCUCUCUCUCUCUCUCUCUCUCUCAGACUCUCUCUCUCUCUCGCUCUUUCUCUGUGUCCUUAUGUAUUUUCUGUCUUUCUCACUCUCUCUCUCUGUCUGACUUUCACCCUCACUCUCUCUGUGGAAGAGAGAAUGGCAACCCGCACCAUAGUUUGUUUCUUAUUGUUGUGCGAGGCAAACACUGAAGAGGAAGUGGACCUCCCUUAUGAAGGGACUCAAAGGAAAACAAAAACUUUCCUUAUAAAAACACUCUUGUGCUCCUCACUUGUAUCAUGCAGUCUCUCUUCACCAUGAGGAAAACAGUGGUUAUUUGGUGGAAUACUGCGCAGUGAGAUAAAUUCAGGACAUUCCAGUUCUGUAAUAUCUUUUUUUUAUGUCAAAUACAGUGUUAUCUUUACGUAAAACACCUUCUUGAAAAACCAAAAUGUUGGGGAAUGUCUAGAACUGGCUGCAGACGUCUUACGCCAUCAUCAUCUUUUUGCAGACAGAGCAGCAGUCUCUUCUUUUUCUUCAGAACGUGUUUCAUCCUCAGUCACUGGAAAGUGCUACAUCAGCGUUUUGUUCUCCAUUGGGGUAGUAGCAGAUGGACCAAACUUUACUCAGUGAAUGUUUCUCAACUUUGAUGACGUCAGACACUUUUGUGACAGCUCUAAUGCACUGGUCACACGCCAGAACUGUGCACCCAAUGAUGUGGAUCUUCUGUUCACUGUCUGUCUCAGAACUUCUUUUUUUGUUUUUGUAUCAGCGAGGUCAGGUGGACAUUUUUUUUGUGUGUGUGCUUGUCUUUAUUUCAGUUAACCUACACACAGCACUAGAAGCACUACUAGGCCUACGCAAUGCCACCUGUUACAAAAAUCAGUUUGUGAGUUUGUGUCAAAUGUUUUUGGUGGACAUAUUCACACUUUCAUUUUCUAUUCUUCAGUGGAUUUAUACACCCUCAGUGGUUUCGUUUUGGUGCCAGAAGAAGUUUAAACUUGACAUUGCGUCUGUUUGUAUUUUGUGAAACUACCAACAAACGUUUAGUUUCAUCCUGUGGAGAAAAUCUCAACUGGCUAAAAGCUGCUUUUAGCACCAUAAAUGAGCAACAGUAUGCUUCAGUUGUGUCAGCUUGCGUGUGUUGUACGACACUUCAAGUGCAGGAUUUGGGGCUUCCUCAUGUAACAGUGACGAGAGUUUGUGGUAGAUCAUGGUCGCUAGGUGGUUCAGUUAUCCAGUGCUUUGUCGCAGUGACUUUGGGAAACUAGACAACUCUAUGUACUACUACUUUGCUUUGUACCUUGUAAAAUUUUGUACCAAAUAUUUAUAUAACAAAAAAAAAUGACACAAACAAUGACAGUAAAAAAAAUAUCCUGGAAACAUGAUGUCCAUUAUUAAUGUUUUUUGAUGUAUUUUGGAGAUGUAAAACUUAAAUGUGAGCAGUUUACAGUUCUUAUGAGGAUGUGUUGAUUUUAUGAAAAUAAACCGUUUCUUUUCCAUAAA
Molecule: messenger RNA, 4421 nt
Organism: Engraulis encrasicolus (European anchovy)
Lineage: Eukaryota; Metazoa; Chordata; Actinopteri; Clupeiformes; Engraulidae
Gene: cdh6
Product: cadherin 6
Exons: 12
Coding region: 204-2642 (812 amino acids)
Biological process (GO): cell morphogenesis; homophilic cell-cell adhesion; adherens junction organization
Cellular component (GO): adherens junction; plasma membrane; catenin complex
Molecular function (GO): cadherin binding; calcium ion binding
Source: RefSeq, a predicted model, not a curated record